UACUAACUUCGGAUUUCUUGCUUACUUCAUUUCACCUGUCUGGGUGGGUCUGUGAAGGCUCAAGAGUUGCCUCCUCUACUUUUUUAUUACAAAUUAUAAUUCCUAUGAAGAGAGUCAUGUUAAAUAGGGGAGCCUGGAGCGUAUCAUAAUGGGAAAUAUUAAUACUAAGCAGACUGCUGUAAGAUAUAGUGAAGUUUUGACUUAACUGAAGCAAAUACAAGUCUGCGCUGUCUCUGAGGUGGAAGCUGAAAUAUAGAAGGGCUUGCUUAAAGUAAAAAAUGCUGAAUGUUGAAAAUAUAUUAGGACACCAUUUCUACUGCAUCUACUUCAAUGAACUAUUUUUAACUGCUCCCUAAGGAUGGGCAGCAAUGAGGACAAGGAAAAGUAUGAGAGGAAAUUCUAAAUACACAGAGGCAGAGUUAGACAUCAGGCAUGCACCUACAGUAUCUACUCACAUAACAGACAAGAAAGUUUCAGUCUGUGAUUCUGUAAGGUGAAUGAACGUAAAGCAACACCUCUUGGAAGAAGAACUUGAUGACAACAAGUGGCAAACAGUUGGGAAUAUCCAACAGAAUUGUCUAUCUGUUCAACGUACAAAAUUAAUGCUUCAGAUAAUUUAUUCAUGACUCAAAAAAACAAUGCAAGGAAAUAAAAAACACACGGAGGGGCAUAGUGACUCCUCUAGUAUUGGGAGUCUCUUGGAUGAUACAGACAGAGAGGUGUGCAGCCUCACAGACCGAGCCUUCAAGAGCUUGUGUGUGGCAGAGCUUGAUGCUUCAUACAAUGAAUCAUCUCUCAUCACAUCACCUGGCAUCACCAACCAGUUCUCAAGUAAAUUUCACCAAGCAACACUAAACCAUGCCAUCAAAAAAAGCAACCUCUGCAGUAAGUUAACAUCCAAAGACAAUGAGCAUGCAAUAUGGGCUUCAACAUUCCAGCAGUUACCAAAAUGUAUUCAAGAAGAGAAAAAGGUUGCAAAAAAUAGCACCCCAAGCAUGGCAAGGAAAAAUCUGAAUUUACAAGCUUCUGGGCUGAGGAACAAUAAACCUGUUUCAAAAGUGUCAUCUUUAAUAAAGACAUUUGAUAAGGCUGAAAACCGAGGUGCAGAAAGUUCAUUGCUAGCAGUCAGACAGCCAGUUAAAAAUCUCUCUCAAAAAUGUAAAGUAAAUCAGGGGAAUGAUUUGGCUGUCUGGGGUGAUAAAACAGUUUUAAACUUUCAGAAGGGACUUUCUGAAUUUUCUGGUGCACGUCAAGAGAACCACUGGCUCAGUGGUAAGCAUGAGUUACAGAAAAUGCAUAACAAAAUGGACUUGGAUUUGGGUGAUCCUGAUGGUUAUCACCCUUCACUGAUGGAAGCUUCACACAGAUCUAAGUUGAAUCUCUCCAGCUCUUCUAGAAGGACUGUUAAAAACAGAAGUGUGAAAGCUACUGAGUCAGCAAAAAAAGGAAACUUUCUUCACAGUGAGAACAGUGCUUUUGAAUCAUGGAAGGCCCAUCAUAAAAAACUGGCUGAAAAGGAGGAAAUAGCAGAUAUUAUAGCAAAAAGAGAGGGUCUUCGCCACAUUGAGGAAAUACCCCUGAUUAAAGGAUCCCCUGCACCUGAACACAACUUACUGCCAAGCAAGGACAGAAUUGUGAGAAUUCAGGAGGAAGAUUUCCUAAUGGAUCUAUCUCCACCAGCAACUGAAUUCACUGUAUCCGUUUCACCAGUAUCUCUACACCAGGGCAAUGUCCCAUCAUUACCUGUACCCCAGGCCCCUGUUCCUCUAGAAGCUGAUUUUCAAGUUCCUGUGAAGACAGCCCCUGUACCUAAGGUGCUUGUUUCAUCUGCACCUGUAUCCCAAGCCCCUCCUCUUCCAGCAUCCAUGUCCCAGGCUCCCACUCCACCCCCAUCUGUGUCCCAAGCCCUUCCUCUUCCCAUGUCCCAGGCCCACACUUCACCCUCAUCAGCACCACAAGUCACUUUCAUUCAGGAGAAGGCCAACCCUGAACUGGACAUUUGUCCACCAUGGAGGAAGAAGAGGGCUACCAAAGGGGCAGUAGAGAAGAAACAGAUAUUAAAUGAGCGGUUAAAGCCCAACAAUGAGGAAUCCUCUUUGCAUAAAAAGCCAGGUACUGCAAUGGCUGACACAAAAGCAGAAGAAAAGCAGGUAAAUUCAUCUGAUUCUAUUAACCCUUCUUUUGACAUAACAAAACUUUUAACACCAAUCAUACCAUCAAAACAAGAAACAGAGGCAUUAGAAAAUCAGCCAAUGUUUACCACACCACUCAUAACUGAUUUUGCUGCAGCAAGAGAGCAGGAGGGAACUGGAUUUAAUGAUUAUCGUUCUCGAGAUAAUUACAAAUCCAAAGCAUCAAGUUUAUUAUUCAACUUGAAGGAUGUUCGAAAACGUGUUAAAAGCACUUAUAGUCCAUCUCCUCUCCUAAGAGCCCUUGAGGAGAAAAAUAAAACUAAAGAAAAUAUAAAACAAAAGAUUGUAAAAAUGAAUGCUGAGCUUUCUCCUUUGAUAGAAGAAAGUAACAAAAAGGUUUCAGAGAAGGAUGAUUUAAGUUGUAGGCUUCCUGUACCAUCUAAUACAAGCUAUGAAAAGCACAAUAAAAUCAAUUUAAAUGAACACUUCACAGAUAAUUACCUGACUUUAAGUUCUCCAGAGGCAAUAGCAGAUCUUUUGCUUCACCAAAAAGAAGACAGUUUUCAACAGGAUGACUCAAAAAGCAAAGACCUAGUUAAAGAGACUGAGAACAAUGAAAAUGUCCCCAUGUUGGGCCACCUACCAAAUGGGCCAGGGUUAGGGGAGAGACCGUGCAAUUCUCUACUGAAACCCAACAGUAGAGACAACAUAGAUUCAAAAGUUGCACCACAAAUACAAAUCCAGUCUCCCAGUUUACCAGGUCUUCAAAGUGAAAAGGAGUCUGAAAACAAGAAUGUAACAUUUGACUCCAAAAUAGCCCCAAACCUUCUUUCACCAACAGAAGAUGUUCCUUACAGUGACAAUCAAACCAGCACAGCAGCAACUAGCAAUGAAAAUAAAGACAAAACGAGCACUAGUUCUUCUGAACAGUCUUUUGUGUCAACGGUGGAACAACCAGUUCAGGAGGAGUCUUUUUCAUUAAUUCAGCUGUUUCGGAAGGCAUGCUUUCAGGAGAGCCAAAGGAAUAUGAGUGAAACCAAUGCAACUGAUGAGCAAAUUAAAAAAGAGAAAGAGAAAGUAGUAGGAAAGGAUGAAUUACAAUAUUAUGCUUUUAUCAAUUCUGAUGUUAGCGCAGAAGAGAGGAGUGAAGGAAAGGCAGCUUGUAAUGAAAGUGAAAGUAUGAUGAAAGAGGGAUCGAUGAGAGAGAAAAGGGAAGAGGCCAGUGGUAUGGACUCUGUAUUAGAAAGCAAAAAGGAUACUUCCAGCCCCAAAUCAGAUGAAUCACUAACACCACCUGCUUCCAACCAGACCAAACCCAACCUGUUUCUGAUUAAAGACAACACAUUUAAGUCAUCCCCUGUGAUAAAGGCAGUCAAACCGCCACUGCUUAGGUCCUUGUCCUUAGAAGAUACAGUGAGUAGUAGUUACAAGGAAAUGGAAAAUAGAUUUGCACAGGGAGAUAAUGAGAAGCAUGGCAAAGAUGCACUUAGAUUUCAUGAGGUUGACUGGCCCUUGUCAAGAAACACAAGGCACCAGAAUACAAGAAAAACUGCAAUAAGCAGAAACAGAAGUGCCAGUGAAUUUAGAUCACUUUCAGCUGACACGGGCUUCCAAGGUGAAGAUGAUGCCAAGCUGUUACAGCAGCCCAGCCUUUCAGAAGAUGUAGACAGUUUUUCGUUAAGGGAGUGGAAGGAAGAGGAUGAAAAUACUAGCAUGCCUCAUGCUUUAUUAAAUAAAGUAGGAAAAAUUCAUAAGGGGAACAUUCAGAGAGACAAAGAGAAACCCAAGAUGGGCAAGAAGAAGCAGAGUUUGGCACAGUCAGAACUAGGAGACAGUCAGGCACAAUACAGGCCAGGCUCUCCAUCAGAAGAGAAGACACGUUAUUUUAAGAACCAUCUUCUGUCUGACCGUAGAGGUGGGUCUUGUGCAAAACAGAUAAUCACCAGAGAAAGUUCUCCCACAUCAAACUCUAUAUUAGAGGUCCACACUUGUUCUCCUGUACACAGUGAAACUUUACGAGACAUCAUACACUUGGAGGGAACACCUGUAUUGCUGGAUGACUUUGCUAGUUCUGUUGUGACAAGCCCAAAGUCAGACAAAGCUAUGUACUCUGUUUCAAGCACACCGUCAGAGAAACCUGCAAGUUCUAGUGUCAGAAGUACAGAGGACACUCAAAGUAGAAUUUGUAAUGUGGUAACAAAACACAAAGAUGAGAUUUCUGCAGAGGAGAUACUUGCUUCGACCAAAAGAAGUCUGCUUUCCGAGGACCCCAACUAUUGUACAGCAACAAAUGAGAGAUCACGGUUCAUGGGUUGUAUGGAGAAAACAGCUGGCAAGCCACCUGCUGUGCCACCAAAAACUGAAAAGGCUCUGAGACGAGCAAAAAAGCUGGCCAGCAGAAGGAAGAAAAUAGAGGAUCAGCAGAAGAAACUUCACACGGAACACAUGGAUUCUCUUGUGAGAGAGCCAUCCCAUUCUGGACAGAUUUCAUUGUCCCCCUUACCCAUGAUCGGUUCUCUACCCUCUCCUGUCCCCCGCCCAACUUUUACUGCUUCAGGUUCUAGCACGACACGGUUCAGAGGGGCCCCAUCAGUAAGCCCCACACCCUCUUUGCCUACACCUCAACGCAAAUUCCUUCAAGACCCUGAAUCAGGGCAGUACUAUGUUUUUGAUUUACCACCUGAACUUCGUUUAAAGACCUUUUAUGAUCCAGAAACUGGCAACUACAUCCAAGUAUCAAUCCCUGCCUCCGAAAGAAAUUUCUGCCAAACACCCUCUUCAGAAAUGUUGAAUUCUUCUCAUGAACUGUGUCCUAGAGUGCUACCUUUGCAAGUUUCAUCAGUGGUAGCCCUAAGAUCUCCUUCCCAACUCUCUGCACCUGCAUGGCUAAUGCAGGAAGAACCAAGAGCACCAGCAGAACCAACUGAAGACUGGCAACAAGACUGCCAGUAUGCUGAAUCUCUAGAGAAUCAGCCUUAUAUUGAACCUGUUUCUGAGUCUCACAGUCAUGAUACCGAUGAAACUCAGAUUAGUUUGGAAAGGGACAUGAAUCGAACCACAAAUAUGGAGAUAAUUUCAAUCAACGAGUUAGAUGAUUUUGCUGUUGAAGAAAUAUCUUGAGAACUAAAAUCGCAACAUUAUUUUAAAGAUACACACGCACAUUGGGACAGACACAGGCACACACCAGUUUGAUGAUUGUAAACACUAAAUAUUUGAAUCUCAUUCCUGAUUUGGGUGAGAAGGAAAAUAAAAGGCAUGCCAUCUUGAAAGAGGUGGUCACUGAAGAAAUGGACUACUAGGGUAAACCACAAAUUACCUGUAAGACAAAGGGGCAAUGCUGAGAAAUCAUAAUCUGUUGGUAUGAAAUCAACUGCUGCUGCUUCUGCUGCUGCUACAAGGGUGACAAAGAUUGCCAGGGUGAACAUUUCUCUUGCACAGGGGUGGUGCUGGGGGAGGGGUUUGGGGGGCUAUAGCCAUCCCAACAUUCAUCUUAGCUCCCCUGUAGCCACCUCUCCCAGUGCCACCCCAGCCCCGCCUCCCCCCUGGGCCGCCACUUACUGCCCUACACAGCUGAGCCUAGCCCACACACACCUGCAGAGGCUCACUGCCCCACCCCCACCCGCUCAGCAGCCCCCCUCCCCCCCCACCCCCGUGGGGAAGAGGCUGGUGCUGCCCCUGGUCCUGCAUGAUAUAUGAUAGAGCAUAAAAGAUCUGUGACUAUAAUAGAUGGCAUCUUAAUUUAAGAUUCCUCAUUGUGUCUGUCUUGGAACCAUGCUUACAAAGAGAAAAUAUAUGAUUAUGUAUGUGAGAGGUACCAGACUGAGAUUGACUUUUUUGCAUAUGCUGGUAAACCAGACUUCAGUGUGUGUAUUAUUGUAUACUGGCUAUACAAUACAGCCCCUGUCUUGAAAGCAAAGCAAAUAUUGAAAUGUAAAUGCAGCAGCUGUAGUCCCCUGAUAUACUUGUGCAGUACCCAGUACAGUACUGCUAAAGUUUUAAGUUUGCUGAGAACUUCUGUAUAGUCAUCCCCAGAGUUAAAGAUUUAUUUAUAAAGCAACUCUAAACCUUCACUGUAGUUUGAAGCACGGCCUGGAAAUACUCUUCCAAGGAAUGACUUUGAAUGACAUUCAGUUGCAGUAUUUUUGUUAGGAUGGAAAGACUUCUGAACAUUAUAUUUUAGAUACUUUUCUUUUUCUUGUCAAGUGCUAGUAAAACACAAAGCUGAAUUUUAACAGGCAAAAAAGAAAAAGUCUCAGUUCUCCCUUAUUUUGGAAUGGUGCAUUCUGUGGUUUGAAAAAAAUAUAUAAAAACCCACCAAAAACAGUAAGAAGAAAAUAGAUUUUAGUUAUCACUUUUUUUUGAAAGAUCUGUAUCAAAUUUGAAUCACCUUUGCCUGGUGCUCCAUAUUAUCAUCAUGCACCUUGCCAGAAAGCUGCAUAAGAAGUCCAUGGUGACAAGAUGGUAUAAAUACAAAACAGUAUGUCUGCUUAUAAAUAUAUGUAUUUGGUG
Messenger RNA from Alligator mississippiensis (American alligator), 6641 nucleotides. It is a transcript of the gene C6H10orf71, whose product is annotated as chromosome 6 C10orf71 homolog. The transcript is spliced from 3 exons. Bases 639 to 5252 code for a protein of 1537 amino acids. The record is from RefSeq and is a predicted model, not a curated record. Gene Ontology annotation, biological process: positive regulation of calcineurin-NFAT signaling cascade. NCBI's taxonomy places the organism in Eukaryota, Metazoa, Chordata, Crocodylia, Alligatoridae. Gene Ontology annotation, cellular component: Z disc.